Messenger RNA from Durusdinium trenchii, 1659 nucleotides. The record is from the annotation of a GenBank genome assembly. NCBI's taxonomy places the organism in Eukaryota, Dinophyceae, Suessiales, Symbiodiniaceae.
AUGGCCGAAGAGAACUGUGAGAUGCGCGGAAAGGCGAUCCGUGUAAAUCUGGGAGUGGAAGGCCAGUCUGUCCGUGAUCACACUGCGGGAUCCGGAGUGGCGUCAGAAGAGACGACACCAGUACCGGCGGCGGAAAGUGAGGCCUACAGCGAUGGUGAUUGGCAUGAAAGUGAAGCAUCUGUGACGUCAGAACCUGAAGACGGGCCUGAUGUGGCAACACCCAGCCAAGGCUCAGAAAGAUAUACAGAGGAGUCUGUCGGCACAGCGUCGGAAGUGGAUGUGGUUGGUGAUCACAUAGAGCCGGUGGCCAGCAACACACCCGACAACGAUGCUGUGAGUGAAGCAGAUGUGGAAACUCCGGCCGAAGUACCUGCUGAAGCGGAGGUCCAGAUAGAUGUCAACGUUGCGAGUGCGCUAGCCGCACAUGCGGUUGAAGUGGAGGAGAGCGCUGACGAGUUGCCCGACAUCGAGGAGAGCAGCGAGCAACCCCGAGAAGACCAGGAGCAAGGUACGAAUGCUAUGGAGAGUCCGAUCGAGGUUGAGCCUGAGGAUCCUCAAACUCCAGCUGAGGAUGAGGACGAGCGAGUCCCGGGAGAAGCGGAAGACGAGGACGCUCCACAGGAGGAUCCGGUGGCCGAGGUCGACCCCGAGGAUCCAGUCACCGAGGAGGGCUAUACCUCCAUGGAGCACUCGUACCAUGCGUCCGACGAGGGCGCGGACAGCGAGGCCUCCGACGAUCCGAUGGAUGAAGAACAGGAAGCGUCGCAGGAAGCACUGAAGGGUGAGCUGGCUGAGAAGGAGGAGGAACACGACAAGCUGGCGUCACAACUGAGGCAGAUGCAGCUGGAAAUGGAAACUUUACGAAAGAUGCUGGAGCAAAACCAGCAGGAGUUGGCGAAUUCCAGUCAGGAACUGGAGAAAGCGCGAGCUGAGCUCAAUGACUUGCGAAAGCAACAAAACGAGUCUGCAGCGGCAUCACAAGCGGAGCGGGAGGCCUUUCGACAAGUCGAGAAGCUGAUGAAAGACAAGAAAAGCCUACGAGAGCAGCUUGAGAAGAUGCAAGAGCAGAUGGUACGGAUGGAGUCCUUGCAGCAGCAGCUGGAGAAGCGCCUCAUCGCCACGGAACGGGAGCGCGAUGCGGUGAAGCAGCGCUUGCAGAUGGACUCCUGGAAGCCACAUCGGAUAGAAGAAGCUGAAGCUGCCCGCCGAAGGACUGGUGGAGAGUUCCGUGUGCUGGAGAAGCCCGUGGACCGCAUGAGACGGCCCAGGCACGGCGCACAGCAACGGGACGUUUGGCGUUUCCAGCCACGGCAACGUGGAGCCUUGGUCUUGCGGAUGCGUCCAGGUCUUGACUCGCCACGCAGCAACCAGAAGUUGUAUCCUGGUGACAGUUUCGUGGUGUCAGAGCAGCGGAAGGGUCCUUCUGACCUGGUCUUCUUGAAGUUAGCAGAUGGUCGGGGCUGGGCCUUCAAUCGAAGCCCGGAUGUGGGCACGCUCUGUGUUCCGCGACCUGCUCGAAAAGACCGUCUGGCACCUUACAGGCUACCUGAGGGUGCUCGUUUGCCUGGAAAGAUCCGCCAGGAUCAGGCCCUGCGCGCCCGCCCACGCCUUCCGGCCAUUCCGAAGCCCGUGAGGGAUUCGCGGGCGCCAUGGCACUAG